GACUUUGGGACGAAGAUGAUGAGGACGAGGAUGAGGACAAAGAUGACGAAGACGAGGACAAAGACGAUGAGGAUGGAGACGAGGACCAAUGACGAUGAUGAUGAAGGGGAUGAAGGUGACGACGAGGCCUCCACCCGCAGGGAGGAGCAGGCCGAGGAGGUGAAGAAGAAGAAGAAGGACGACGAGGAGGACACGAUCCCGCCCGAGAUCUGGGAGCUGCUCAAGGGCGUCACCAAGAAGAGCGAGUACGAGCGCAUCGCCUUCCAGUACGGCAUCACCGACCUGCGCGGCAUGCUCAAGCGCCUCAAGAAGAUCAAGGUGGAGCCCAAGAAGAGCGAAGCCUUCAUCCGGAAGCUGGACCCCGCCUACCAGGUGGACAAGGGCAACAAGAUCCGGCUGAUGGUGGAGCUCAGCAACCCCGACCUGCCGCUCAAGUGGUACAAGAACGGGCAGCUCAUCAAGCCCAGCAACAAGUGAGUGCCCAGGUGGGCACAGGUGUGCCAC
Molecule: messenger RNA, 504 nt
Organism: Pyrgilauda ruficollis (rufous-necked snowfinch)
Lineage: Eukaryota; Metazoa; Chordata; Aves; Passeriformes; Passeridae
Product: myosin-binding protein C, fast-type-like
Exons: 2
Coding region: 16-477 (153 amino acids)
Source: RefSeq, a predicted model, not a curated record